Molecule: messenger RNA, 2508 nt
Organism: Austrofundulus limnaeus
Lineage: Eukaryota; Metazoa; Chordata; Actinopteri; Cyprinodontiformes; Rivulidae
Gene: adgrg7.1
Product: adhesion G protein-coupled receptor G7, tandem duplicate 1
Exons: 15
Coding region: 45-2324 (759 amino acids)
Biological process (GO): G protein-coupled receptor signaling pathway; cell surface receptor signaling pathway
Cellular component (GO): membrane
Molecular function (GO): G protein-coupled receptor activity
Source: RefSeq, a predicted model, not a curated record
CAUAUCCUACGACUAAGACAACUUUUCCUCCACAUUCUACGACUAUGACGUCUCCUCCCAUUCUUACUACUAAUAGAACUACUACUUCAACUUCUACUACAACUCCUAUGCCAACAACUUCUACCACCACUCGCCCUCCAGCUUUGAAUUGUUCAAAUGGGGGGAAAGAGUUUAACGGCGUGUGCGUCUGUCCUGAUGAAUGGACUGGAAAGACAUGCACAGAAGAAAAUUUCUGUAAAGCCACAAUGUUGAAUGGAUUCAAAUUUCAAGACACCCCCAAUGGCUGGUUUGCUUAUUCGGAAGAAAAAUGUCUCGUAGGAACCAGUGGAGCUGGUAAUUCUAAGGCUUCAACUAGAUGUUUGCUCAGAAACGGAUCACUGAGUUUUGAAACUCCACGAAAAUUUAAGUGUGACCUGACGCUUGCAGACAUCCAACAGAAUAUCACCAGUGGAGCAGACUUAGAGACUCUGGCAUCCAGUGCCCAGAUCCUGACGUCCAAACCUGAAAACCUGCAAUCUGAAAAUGUUACAACAGCAGCUCAGAUCGCCAACAUGCUGCUGCUGUCUCCAAAUGCCACAGAGGGUGUUAGGGUAUCAGCGAUCGCUACAGUCAGCCAGCUGCUUAACACCAAUGUGAAGAGUGAUACGACGAAAAACAACGCAACUCAGGAGCUGACACUGACGCUGGAUACACUCUCGGUGAACCUCAGUUCCAGUUCCAACAUCUCUCAGGUGGUUCAGCCAAACCUGGUGGUCCAGUCAGCUCAGGUCCAGGCUGCAGACUCUCAGGGAGUUCAGUUCACCUCCAUCCAAGGGGCUUCUGGCAGUUUUGUGGCUAACAGAAUUCAGCUGAACACCAACGUGUCAAAGGUUACCGUGGAAAAUGGUUUCAUAGCUGAUGCUCUGGUUUAUGUUCAGUUCCCACCUGGUGUCCGAGGUCAUCAGAAGUCCUCAAACAUUUCUUUGGGCUUCGUCCUCUACCAGAAUGACCGGUUCUUCCCAUCAAUGCUGUACAAGAAGCAGCGGGCUACCAUCAGGGUCUUGUCGGCCAGUGUCGGGGGUCAAGACCGCAGCGUGGUGCCGCAGCGUGUGGAGAUGCUGUUCAGACCAAGAUUUCCAAAUAGUACAUUUCUGCACGACUUCUCCUGUGUUUUCUGGGACUACACUCUGAUGGACUGGAGUACCUCAGGCUGCUCCAAAGGAAAUGCUUCAGAUGGAGUUCUGAGAUGUUUCUGCAACCACACCACCAAUUUUGCUGCUCUCUGGUCCUACAGGGAGGAUUAUGAGUAUGCAGAAGCCCUGGGUGUGCUCUCCAUUGUGGGACUUUCUGUUUCUAUCCUGGCUUUGGUUAUAACCAUCGUCCACCACAUUAAAGAGAAUUUUUGUCAGAAGUCUCGAGAGCGACAAACCAACCUGAACUCCAAGAUGUCUCUGCUUUGUAUCUACACCAGCCUGCUGGCCUUCAUCCUCACCUUUCUCUCUGGAGUCCAGAACUCCAGCCGUCAGAGCAACAAUGGGGUAGAACCCAGCACAAAGAACACAAUCCCAGACUCUGAUCAACAUGUAGAACCAGAUCAGGGCUCAUGCACGGCAGUGGCUGCUUUGCUGCACUACUUCCUGCUGGCCACCUUCUUGUGGAACAGCGUUUAUGGCACCCAGCUGGUCCUGCUGGUCCGAUCGAUGCGCCGCAGUCUGCCAUCGCACUGGACUCCUCUGAGUGUGGGAAUCGGAUGGGGAGUCCCGGCUGUCUUCAUGGCGAUCACACUGGGAGUGACCUACAGGGUGGACAAUCCCCUUAGAUACAGACAGGAAGAAUUCUGCUGGCUUGCUGCUCUGGAUCACAACAAAGAUUUCAGCUUUGGGAAACCAAUGUUCUGGGCUUUCCUUCUGCCUAUGGGCCUGAUUCUGAUCUACAACAUCAUUCUGCUAAUUCUGACCUCUCUGACCACCUGCAGGGUUGAUCCCAAGCUGACAAGCACAAACCGCUCGUCUCUGACCAAGAAGUUCCUUGUGAGUUUUUCUCUGGCCAUCCUGUUGGGUUUGUCCUGGACUCUUGGGUACUUCGUCCUUGUCACAUCAGGACAAGCCCACCUGGUCUUCAGCAUCCUGUUCUGUGUCUGUACCACCACACAGGGAUUCCAGAUCUUUAUCCUCUUCACGGCCAGAACUCGAAGCUUCAGAACUGCUGUGUUGACCUCAGUCCAGUACGUCUCCUCAGUCAGCACCCCGCUAAACUCUGCCAAGUACUAUCUGUGGAAGAACUGGAAUUCAAGCAGAACCUCUGAGACCUACAAAGACAUCCUAAACCGAGAGACCAGCAUGUAGAACCAGGACCAGGAAUGAGAAACCAAUCCGAUUCCUGAUGAGAACAUAAUCAGGAUGAAACAAACUACGUCAUCCAAGGACUUUAAAUCUAAAAGUUUCUGAACAACAUGGAUCUGAAAAUUAUCAAAUAACUCUUCUUUCAGUUUUUUAUCCAUCCAUCCAUCCAUCCAUCCAUCCAUCCAUC